AUGCCUCAAAGGAUGAUCAUGCCGUCUGACUCGGACAACUACUAUCACAACAUAACUUCCAGUCAUCAGGAAAUGUUCACGUGCCUGGGUUACCUGGAAACAGACCAAAUCAGUUAUACUGCAUCAGCGACGAAGACUCUCCUCCAUUUCAAGAUCGGCACCCUCAGAGAUCGUCACCAUGACGUGGGACAUCGUUCUACACAAAAGAUUGAGGUCAAUGAUACCAAAAAGCGAGCGGAGGAAGGCGAAGUCUCGAGACAGCUCUCAUAUCUCGGUGAGCUUGUUGAGAAGGAAUCCCCCAAGGGAACUAGAGCUAUUGGCGAGGUCAACACAAUGCCUAAUCAGAAAAGGACUCACAAAACGCUGCUCCUUUUCCCCUUCUUGAUGAACGCCUCCUACCCACGACCCAAAACUUGUGCCCCCUCCCCACCAUCGAUCGACGCCAGCAGGCUAGUUGGCUGA
Molecule: messenger RNA, 462 nt
Organism: Laccaria bicolor S238N-H82
Lineage: Eukaryota; Fungi; Basidiomycota; Agaricomycetes; Agaricales; Hydnangiaceae
Exons: 4
Coding region: 1-462 (153 amino acids)
Source: RefSeq, a predicted model, not a curated record